GAGAAAAGCUACAUGAGAGAAAACUUUAAACCAAAAGCUGUUUCUUUAGAAAGAUCAAAGAAAGAGAUCAAUAAAAGACAUUUUAUUAGUACAAUCAAGAAAAAGAGAGAGAACACAUAUUAGCAACAUAGGAAAUUAAAGAGUUUAUUACUACUGAUCCUGAAAGCAAAAUAAGAAAAUAUCCUAAACUAUAUAGUUUGCCAAUUCGUUUAGCAUCUUAGGUUAAAUGAACAAAUUUCUUUACAAAUAUAACUUACCAAAAUUGAUACUAAAUAAAAUGGAACACCCCCGAUUGAUUAUGAAAUGAAUGCCCCCGAUUUAUUAAAGGAAUUUAAUUUUCUGAUCAAAAAUCUUCCCACACUGAAAACUCUAGGAUCAGAUGAUUUCGUUGCUGAAUUUUGUCCAACAUCCUAGGAAGAAAUCACAUCAGUCUAAUGUAAGUUAUUUCAGAAAAUAGAAGGCACACUUUCCAACUAAUUUUAGAGGUCUGAUUUAACUAAUAUUCCUGAACCAGACAAAGACAUUACAAAAAUAAAAAAAAGAGGAAAUUACAGACUAAUAUUCUUCAUGUACAGAGACACAAAAAUUAUUACCAAGUAUUAACAUAUCAAAACCAGUGAUAUAUAAAAAGGUCAGUAUAUUAUGAUCAAAGGAGGUUGAUGUCAAGAGUGAAAGUAUUUCCUUAACGUUCAAAACUCAAUCAGUAAUAAUUCAUCCUACUGGUAACCAUCAGUAUGUUCUCUAUAGUUGAGUCUGUUUCUUGGUUUGCCUCUUUUUUCCCCCUUUUGCUCGUUUGUUUUGCUUCUUAAAUUCCACUUGUGAGUGAAAUCACAUGGUUGAUACCUGUACAGAAGAAUUGGGGGAUAAGGUAAGGCCUGCUGUGACUUUGCCGGGAGUCACCAAUGUUCACCAAACAGCUUUUAGAACCAUUUGAUAGAAACACCAGGGCAGUGUCUUCCAGAGAGCAAGUGGUGGAAAACUCUGGGAGGGAAAAAAAAAAUGAAGAGCAGGGAAGAUCCUUCCAAGAAAUGUGUUAGUGUAGGAUGGAAGGAAUCUGCCUGUCUUCUCUGGUGGAGGAAUGUAGGGGGCCGCCUCCUCCAUGCUGGGUAUAACCUCCAACGGGCCAAAAUAGCACAGGAAUUAGCUUCUCCCAAAUCCCUGCCUGUGGGUGAUUACACAGCCUUCUCCCAUGCGCAAGAACAGGUACACAGAGACUGUUUUGUGGUACGUGAAGGAGCAAAUAUAAUGGACGCUGGACGCACUGUGCUUCCAAAUGCCCUUCCUCGUCACAGGCUUGCUGCUGGCACCUUGGGAACGAUGGGAGCCGGUUUGGGAUUGGCCAUUGCAGCCUCUACGUUGGCCAAGAUAGAGCCCAGGGCAGUGGGUCUUCUGCGUGGAAGGAGACGGUGUAUUGGGGUCUUCUGCACCCAAGUGGAAACCAUCUGCAGGCACAACUUGCCAUCCGUACCUUUGGUGGUGAUUCACAAUGGAAUUUGUCAAAGUGUCGACGCAGAUGCUUGGAAUGAAAUGUUAAUAUUUGGAGAUGCUACUGCAGUGGCCCCUCCAGUCUGUCUUCUGCCAAACUCACAUUAUAAGCGAGUUAUAACUGUGUUUUUUAGAGGCAAAGGGUAUCUUGUACAAGCGCCAGAAGAACUCCAAAAAUCACUGAGCCAGAGUGUGGCAGACACAACUAAACCCUCUUCUAUCAAUAUCAUGACUAAGUCGUGAGUCAUAUGGAAGGCCCAGGAUUUUCACUGGCUGGCCCACUGUAAUACAUAAAUAAA
Molecule: messenger RNA, 1784 nt
Organism: Felis catus (domestic cat)
Lineage: Eukaryota; Metazoa; Chordata; Mammalia; Carnivora; Felidae
Product: 2-hydroxyacyl-CoA lyase 1-like
Exons: 1
Coding region: 1000-1728 (242 amino acids)
Biological process (GO): fatty acid alpha-oxidation
Cellular component (GO): peroxisome
Molecular function (GO): thiamine pyrophosphate binding; catalytic activity
Source: RefSeq, a predicted model, not a curated record